Messenger RNA from Linum tenue, 1881 nucleotides. Lineage: Eukaryota; Viridiplantae; Streptophyta; Magnoliopsida; Malpighiales; Linaceae. The record is from the annotation of a GenBank genome assembly.
ACAUUUGAAAUUUGUUAAUAAGUGAUUUAUGCCUAAAUACUACAUCAUUAUCAAUCACCCAUCCAAACGACCCUCCAAUAUGUACACCCUUAAAUCUUUUACUUUAUCCCAAACUUUAGCAUCAUUCAUUCUCUUUUGCCAUUUAUGAUAUUAAUCAAACCAAAACUAUAGACGCCACGCCACACGCCAGUUUCGUUUCCCUAGCAUCUCUGUUUUCCCCCAAUUUUUGAAGUAGCGCAGUAGCGAAUUGAUCAAAGCAAAUCCGGGCGAUGGCGGCGAGCGAUAACGAGCCAGCCAAGCUUCUGCUGCCGUACCUGCAACGAGCCGAUGAGCUGCAAAAGCACGAACCCCUCGUCGCUUACUACUGCCGAUUAUAUGCGAUGGAGAGGGGACUGAGGAUUCCUCAGAAGGAUCGCACUAAGACCACCAAUUCUCUGCUUGUUUCCCUCAUGAGCCAGCUCGAGAAGGAUAAGAAGACGGUGAAGUUAGGACCUGAGGAUAACUAUUAUCUGGAGGGGUUCGCCCAAAAUGUCUUUUCAAAGGCUGAUAAACAAGAUCGUGCCGGACGAGCUGACUUGAACACAGCGAAGACAUUUUAUGCAGCAAGCAUUUUCUUUGAGAUUAUUAAUCAGUUUGGGCCUCUCCAGGCUGAACUUGAACAGAAGCAGAAGUAUGCAGUUUGGAAGGCUGCAGACAUAAGGAAGGCAUUGAAAGAGGGAAGGACACCCAAUCCAGGCCCUCCUGUUGACGAUGAAGAUAUGUCGGAUCCAUCUAGUGGAUUUACCAAUGGGAAUGAUGUCGGACAAGUGGAAACUUCAACUACCACAAUGCAAUCAUCAGAGUCCGAUCCAUCGUCCCAAUUCCAUGAUCAAGGUGGCAGCAGCCAUUCGGCAGACUUUCCACAAUCGUCUCAGUUCCACGAUCAUCCUAACCACCACCAACAUCCUUCACAGUUCAUGCCACAAUCACCACCUCAGUCAUAUGAUUCAAUGGACAGGGAGCAGCAUUCAGCGCGGGCUCAAUCUCAUCCUCCCCAAUCAUAUGACUCAUUCAACAGCCAGCAUUCCGGCGGAAACAUCAUGCCUUCUCCUCCACCUUACACUGCUGCUGCUGGUGGCUACUCCCAAGAUUUUAAUCCAUCGGAGAACCCCACCUAUUCUCAGCCUCACCACCAUGUGCCACAGAACUACCCAUCAUCUCAUGAUAAUCCCUCAUCCUACUCUUACCCAAACUUCCAGUCGUAUCCAAGCUUCGCAGACACCAGCAUCCCAUCCGUGCUCCCGUCUGUGCCAUCCCACUACCCUUCUUACUACCAACAACAAGGGUCCUCCGAUUCCUCCGCGUACAGCUCUCAGUCGGCUCCACCACCUGCUACAAGUUAUCAUCCUCCACCAGCGCUGCAGCAGCAGCAGCAGCAUGGCAGUUCAAGCAGCAGGAUGAGCUCCGCCGCGGAUGCAUCCAUCCCAACUUCCGCCGCAGCAGCAGCAACAGCAACGUACCAGUACGACAGCAGCUACCAGCCUCCACCUGAGAAAAUCGUCGAGGCACAUAAAGCGGCACGAUUUGCAGUUGGAGCCCUGGCAUUUGACGAGGUGUCGAUCGCCGUCGAGCACCUGAAAAAGGCCCUUGAGCUGUUGACUAACCCAUCUGCUGAUCCGUAGAGUUAGGCUUCUUGCCUGAUCGGAUUUCCUUGUUUUUUUACAUGAGUUUGUGGUUGUGUAAAUUUAUUGAAUUGUCACAGACGAACCUUUUGACAGAGGUGUUACUGCUAACCUUUUGUUUGGUUGAGAUCUAAUUUCUUGUUAUUCGACUCUUUUAAACAGUUGAUGUCCGCCGAAUCUUGCACUAAACGAAAGCUUAAUCUGUUAAGAGUAGUCAGAG